This is a messenger RNA of Sipha flava (yellow sugarcane aphid), 1287 nucleotides long. RefSeq lists its product as uncharacterized. The coding region runs from base 1 to 1287 and encodes 428 amino acids. The record is from RefSeq and is a predicted model, not a curated record. NCBI's taxonomy places the organism in Eukaryota, Metazoa, Arthropoda, Insecta, Hemiptera, Aphididae. The transcript is spliced from 4 exons.
AUGGCAUUUUUAAAACUUCAUCCAAUUCAACCUUCUGAUAUUAAGUCACUAAGUUUUGAUCCUUGUAAAGUUUAUUUUCGACUAUUACCAACAGGAGAAAGUCUACAGAGAAAAUGGUUAUCAUAUUGCGUUGAGAAUAAAAGUGUUUAUUGUAGUAUAUGCAUGACAUUUUCUAUUGACAAGAACACAUCUUUUUGUACUGGUUCAGUAGUUAAUAUUAAAAACUUGUGCGAAAGACUCAACAAACAUGAAAAGUCAUUGAGACAUUCUGAUGCAACUCCAUGUUAUUUAAUAAAUAAAUCUGGAGUGAAUGUAGAAAAUCUUAUCAACACUGAAAGAGAAUUAGUUGUGAAAAAUAACCGAGAAAUAGUUCAUCGUGUAAUUAACAGAAUACUUUUACUCUCAAAACAAAAUGUAGAUUUUAGAGGUAAACGCUAUGAAUCUGCUUAUGAUUUGAAUAAUUUACAAAACAACCAUGGGAAUUUUUUAGAAGUUGUUAACUUUUUAUCUACAUAUGAUCCAAUAAUGCGAGUUCAUGUAGAUAAAGUUUCUAAAAAAAGUGCAGAAAUGAAAAAAAUAAGAGAAGCCAAUACAUCUCAGAAACAUGGCCCUGCAAUAGCAGUGGAUGUAGUUGCAGCUGGAUUAUUUUCAUUAGAAGUAGAUUCAACCCAAGAUAUUACUGUAAAAGAUCAAAUGUGUAUUUGUGUAAGAUUCGUUAAUGUUAAUAGUGAAAACUUGGUUCAAGAGAGACUUUUAAAAAUGGCAACAAUAAAAUCAGCAACAAAUUUAAAAUUACUUGUAAGUGAUUCUUUUGACGGAGCAUCUAAUAUGAGUGGGAAGUACAAAGGUUUACAAAAUCAAUUAAAAGUAGAUGCUCCUAAUUCUAUAUUUACUCAUUGCCACGCUCAUGUUUUGAAUCUUGUCAUUCAAGAUUCUGUAAAAUAUACUAUUUUUGAAAAUGAAACUAGUGCAGAUAAAUUAAGAAAAUUAAAAAAGAUAGGUGCUACAAGAUGGAACAGUGCGGAUGAUGCUUUACGAAGUAUAUUUAAUACAUGGUCGGAUCAAAACGAAACCGAACUCUCAAGAAAUCAUUAUUAUUACGUAUUAGAUGCUUUACACACAAUUGCUUAUGCUGAUAAUACAGAUCCACACACUGCAUCUGAUGCAAGAGCGUUAAUUAUAAAUUGGACUUCAUAUGAAACUAUAAUAACAGCGUUUCUUUUUCUCCAACUGUUCAGUUCAACAACUCCAGUGUCAAAAUAUUUACAAACAAAAGGAUUAGAUUAA